CUCCAGUGAAGUGGAGAAGAAGAAGGUUCCGCUACGCGUCCAGACGGUCGUAUGUGGUCUUCUAUGAUGGAGGAGCAGAAACAGGAGCUGAACUGAAGAAAUUGGAAGUCUUCCUCUACUUCUAGUGCCUGCUUCCCUACAUAGCUCAAGUUUCUCUCUACAAGCACAUCAGGACAUUCCACCGAGAGGAAUGUUAAGCUGCUGAAAGAGAUCAAGCAUGUUGUCCAGAAUAAGCUCCAGUACUCAGCAAACAUCUGGUGCUCUCCAUGUGAACACACCUCACAGUCAAUUGAAGAGAUGCAGAAGCAAGGAGAAGACUCACCACUGCUCAGAGUGUGGGAAGAGUUUUGCUCAACACAGUCAUCUUCAACAACACCAGCUCGUUCACACGGGAGAGAGGCCGUAUCGCUGCUCAGAGUGCGGGAAGAGUUACGGCCGGCUCAGUACUCUCCAUCAGCACCAGCGCAUUCACAGAGGCGAGAAGCCGUACCCCUGCCCGGUAUGUGGGAAACACUUUAGAGACAGAGGCACUUUCCUGAAGCACCAGAUCAUCCACACAGGAGAGAAGCCGUACGAGUGCCCAGAGUGCGGGAAGUGUUUCACUCAGCAGAUCACUCUCCAAAGACACCUGCGCAUUCACACAGGGGAGAGGCCGUAUCUCUGCUCGGAGUGUGGAAAGAGUUUUAAUCAGCAGAGUAGUCUCCAGCAGCACCAACGCAUUCACACCGGAGAGAAGCCGUAUCACUGUCCGGAGUGUGGAAAGUGUUUUAGAGAUGCAGGUGUUCUCACAACACACCAGCGCAUUCACACAGGAGAGAAGCCGUAUCACUGUCCGGAGUGCGGGAAGAAGUUCAAUCAGCAGACUCAUCUUAGUCGACACCAACUCAUUCAUAUGGGAGUGAAACCGUAUUGCUGCUCGGACUGUGGAAAAAGUUUUACCAGACAGAAUACCCUCCAACGGCACCAGAGCAUCCACACCGGAGAGGAGUUGUAUUACUGAAAAAGAGUGGUCUGUCCUAAUAGUCCUGAAAAUUGGGUAAAAGGUGCGGACAGGCAAAGGCCCCAUUUACACCUGAUCACUUCAUGCGACUAAUAUCUGGAUUGUAUGCUGAUAAGAUUUUCACACUAGGUAGUUAAAUGCAUCUCCAGUUAGUCGGACUGAAAUCCAAGUGCUGUGUGGGAAGCGGCAACCAAUUAUCAGUUUAUCCAUUCAGCUUUUACUGUGCUAUGCUGGAGAUGUCAGUCGUCUGCAGUAUGUUUUGCACAGUAGUGUCUGUCCAUACUGCUGUUAAGCAUUUUGUUUCGUCCAGUCGCCCACCAUGAGCAUCCUCUAUGGUUAUCUUUGCUGCAGACACGGACCUCAUGCCCAAUGACGUACUGCGUGGAGAGGGGUUUUGGUAGUCAAAUGUGUCUUGGAGAGACGGAUGCGUGUACACUGCUAUAUUAUGUGGCUCAAAUUUGUCAUAGACCACAGCCUGAAGUGGUUUGAGCAAUUGGAUUUGUAUCUGAAAAUGCAAGUGUAGACACAUUCAUCUGGCUUGUCCUUAUCCAGAUAGAAUCCUGAUACUCGAGAUGCAUGAGGUGACCAGGUGUAAACAGGAUCACAGAUGAGGUUUGAGUGGAGAAUUCAUGGGUUUAUGCUGUAAGUCAUGAUGCACGUGACUAUUGCAUCUGAAUUUGUACAAAACAUUGAAAGUAAGUACAAAGCACAGUUUCCUUGUGACCCCAUGAGUUGAUGUAAAAACAGUUAAAAUAGCACUUUAAAAACUCAAAGUAGCUUUAGUGUUAGGAGACUAAAACAGGCUAAAAUAUGGUGCAUGCAGGCUGUUGCAAGCUGCCUUAUAAAGCGGGAAAUAAUCCUUUUAUUUGUCAGAGGCAUUCGGAGUUUCGCGGACCAUCUUAAAAAAGAGAGGUCUCCAAAUCCCCAAAAUUUACAUAGCACACCGUUAAGCAUUCAGCUGUUGAGUUUAACCAAAAAAUGUUUUAAUGCUCUGGACUCAAGUAUUUAUUUGUUGUUUUAAAAAAAGGCAUUAAUGCUUGAGUAGAAAGAAAUAAAACUACUGUCAUGCCAUAACCAGUGUAUUUAGUGUUAAACCAAAACUCAUUUGUGGUAUUGCACUCAUACCAUUUAGAAGUCAAAUAUAUAAUACUUUCUAAAAAUGGUUUCUAGAAGUCAAAUCUAAUACAAUAAGAAAAGGAGAGAGUGCUGUAGAUCACAAAAUGAGACUCCAUAGUAUGAGGAUUAGGAAACUUGCAAGUUAAACGUUUAAAAAAAAAAAA
Messenger RNA from Colossoma macropomum (tambaqui), 2280 nucleotides. RefSeq names its product gastrula zinc finger protein XlCGF67.1-like. The record is from RefSeq and is a predicted model, not a curated record. Gene Ontology annotation, biological process: regulation of transcription by RNA polymerase II. Gene Ontology annotation, molecular function: RNA polymerase II cis-regulatory region sequence-specific DNA binding; DNA-binding transcription activator activity, RNA polymerase II-specific. Bases 218 to 1000 code for a protein of 260 amino acids. Gene Ontology annotation, cellular component: nucleus. The transcript is spliced from 2 exons. NCBI's taxonomy places the organism in Eukaryota, Metazoa, Chordata, Actinopteri, Characiformes, Serrasalmidae.